Messenger RNA from Penicillium odoratum, 2091 nucleotides. RefSeq names its product tryptophan synthase. Lineage: Eukaryota; Fungi; Ascomycota; Eurotiomycetes; Eurotiales; Aspergillaceae. The transcript is spliced from 3 exons. The coding region runs from base 1 to 2091 and encodes 696 amino acids. Gene Ontology annotation, molecular function: tryptophan synthase activity. The record is from RefSeq and is a predicted model, not a curated record. Gene Ontology annotation, cellular component: cytoplasm. Gene Ontology annotation, biological process: L-tryptophan biosynthetic process.
AUGGAAGCCAUCAAAGAAGUCUUUGCGCAGUGUAAAGAGCAGCAACGUGCAGCUUUGAUCACCUACAUGACCGCUGGAUACCCCAGCAUCAAAGAGACAGCCUCAAUCAUGCUUGCCAUGCAAACCGGUGGCGCAGACAUAAUCGAACUCGGAAUCCCAUUCACGGAUCCCCUCACAGACGGCACAACAAUUCAAAACGCAAACGUGGUUGCUCUCCAAAACGGCGUGCGCAUCCCCACAAUGCUCACCAUGGUCCGCGAGGCACGUAGCCUUGGACUGACAGCCCCUGUUCUCUUCAUGGGGUACUACAACCCUGUACGUGCAUACGGCGAAGAGAAAAUCAUCCGUGACUGCCGUGACGCAGGCGUGAAUGGAUUUAUCAUUGUGGACCUCCCACCUGAGGAAGCUGUUCGAUUCCGUGAUUUGUGUAAACGUGAUGGACUAUCAUACAUUCCUCUUGUUGCACCCGCAACCCCAGACUUCCGGAUGAAGAUGCUCUGCGAGAUCGCAGACUCGUUCGUCUAUGUUGCGUCCAAAAUGGGCGUUACCGGUGCUACCAAGUCUCUGGAUCAAGGUCUAGAUGGUCUUCUUGAGCGUGUGCAUAAAUACACUGGGAAGAAGGUCCCUGCUGUGGUUGGCUUUGGAAUCAACACCCGAGAGCACUUUGUGAAUGUGGCAGGUAUCGCGGAAGGCGUUGUCAUCGGGAGUAAGAUCAUCAUUGUCCUGAAAGAUGCGGAGUCGGGCACCGAAGCCGAGAAGGUGAAGGAGUAUUGCAUGUAUGUGACUGGACGGACCGAAGCGAGGAAGAUUGAGGAAUUCGCUCCUUAUACUUCCAUCCCUACUCCCAAUCUCGCAGAUGAGAUGCAUACCGAUACCCCCACGAUCAGCACCGACAACUACAUGCGCUUUGGCCAGUUCGGCGGCCAAUAUGUUCCAGAAGCCCUGAUGGAAUGCCUGACGGAGCUGGAAGCAGGUUGGAGGAAUGCCAAAUCGGACCCUGAAUUCUGGGCCCAGAUCCGUUCUUUCGCCAAAUACGCCAACCGCCCCUCGAGUCUGCACAUCGCAUCGCGUCUCACCGAACACGCUGGCGGUGCCCGAAUCUGGCUCAAGCGUGAAGAUCUCAACCACACAGGAAGUCAUAAGAUCAACAAUGCACUGGGACAGGUUGUUCUCGCGCGUCGUCUGGGAAAGACCGCUAUCAUCGCAGAGACUGGCGCAGGACAACACGGUGUCGCAACAGCAACCAUGUGCGCGCAUUUCGGGAUGAAGUGUACUAUCUUCAUGGGAGCGGAAGACGCACGUCGACAAGCACUGAACGUUUUUCGAAUCCGUUUGCUCGGCGCAACUGUCAUCCCUGUCUCUGGAGCCCACGAAGGCGAAAAAGGAACACUGCGCGAUGCCGUAAAUGCGGCGUUCCGAACCUGGGUCACGGAGUUGAAGACGACCCAUUUCGUCAUCGGGUCUGCAUUCGGACCGUAUCCAUAUCCGAGUAUCGUGCGGACCUUGCAGUCUGUUAUUGGCGAGGAAACUCGUGCGCAAUUCAUGGAGGAGAUGGAUGGAAAGUUGCCCGAUGCACUUGUAGCAUGUGUCGGUGGAGGAUCGAAUGCUGCGGGAAUGUUCUCUCCAUUCCUUGCUGAUGAUGGUGUUGCAUUUGUUGGUGUUGAAGCGGGGGGAGAUGGGGUAGAUGCUGGAAGACAUUCUGCAACACUUGGACGGGGUAGUGUUGGUGUUCUUCAUGGAGUGCGGACUUACGUGCUUCAGGAUGAUGAUGGACAGAUUAGCUCGACUCAUUCUGUGUCUGCUGGUUUGGAUUAUCCUGGUGUUGGGCCUGAGUUGUCUGCUUGGAAGGAAUCUGGUCGCGCGAAAUUCAUUGCGGCUACCGAUAAAGAUGCGCUGAAUGCGUUCCGGUUGCUUAGUGAGCUGGAGGGCAUUAUUCCUGCUUUGGAGAGUGCGCAUGCUGUUGCCGGCGCAAUUCGGGUUGCGAAUGAGCUUGGAGCUGAGAAGGACGUUGUCAUUUGUCUGUCUGGACGAGGUGAUAAGGAUGUACAGACUGUGGCGACUAUGCUACCUUCGUUGAUGCCGGAAGUGUAG